Messenger RNA from Phanerochaete carnosa HHB-10118-sp, 4890 nucleotides. RefSeq lists its product as uncharacterized. The record is from RefSeq and is a predicted model, not a curated record. Bases 38 to 4420 code for a protein of 1460 amino acids. Gene Ontology annotation, molecular function: four-way junction DNA binding; four-way junction helicase activity; hydrolase activity. Lineage: Eukaryota; Fungi; Basidiomycota; Agaricomycetes; Polyporales; Phanerochaetaceae. The transcript has 9 exons. Gene Ontology annotation, biological process: interstrand cross-link repair; replication fork reversal; double-strand break repair via synthesis-dependent strand annealing.
CACGUCGUCUGUGUAUCUGCUACCACUGUUCUGGACGAUGAGCAGCUCGGACGGAUACUUUGAUGACGAUAUAGACUCUGCCAUUCUCGAGCAGGUCGAUGCUAUCGAGGCCGCACAUACUCAGGCCUUCGCAACCGCCCCUAGUCGUCCUGUACGCCCACCUCAGAAAGCCCCGCCGCCUCAAGAACGCGAAGUGAUUGAGAUAGACGACUCAUAUGACUAUGGCACAUUUGAUAUUGACGACAAAGAUCUGGAAAUCAUCGACAAGAUAUGUGACGAGGCGUACAAGGGGAAGAGGACUGUUGCACCUAUCGCGGGGCCCAGUAGGGCGAGAUCAGGCCUACAACGAACGGCUUCAGCGGCAACGGUGCAAACAACACUUUUUGGAGGCGUCGUGCAACACAAGCCGCCAUCGUCUCCCCACAAGCCGCCGUCGUCCUCACGCCAGCCGGUCCGACGCGCGAACACUAACUCGAACAACCUCUUCACGGGCAACCCGAAGAAAAUCAAGAAGUGGGAUCACACCGCGUUUGCAAAGUCUGGCUGGAAAAAGCCAAAGGCUGUCAAAGGAAAGGAGAAGGCGGGCUCGUUUAACGAUGGCGAGGAGGAGGACGACUGGGAGGAAGAGGAGGUCGAGUUUGAGCAAUUCCCAGCUCCGUUCAUAUCACUGGGGUGCCCGCCUCCUAUGAAGCUUCAGUCAGACAUGCUUGCCGCCCGACGUUGGUUAUACCCGUUGAACCAGGAAAAGCGAGAUUACCAGUUCAACAUAGUCAAACGCUGUCUGUUUGAAAACACGCUUGUUGCAUUGCCUACUGGUCUUGGCAAGACCUUUAUCGCCGGUGUUGUCAUGCUAAACUUCUUCACGUGGUUUCCCGAAGGCAAGGUUGUUUUUGUCGCGCCGACGAAGCCACUGGUGGCGCAGCAAAUCGAAGCUUGCCACAAGACAUGUGGAAUUCCUGGCAGCCAUGCUGCCGAGCUCACAGGCCAGAACCCACGGGCUUACCGCGCAAAAGCAUGGCAAGAGAAGCGUGUCUUCUACAUGACGCCACAAACUCUCAUGAAUGACCUGAAGACAGACAACUGCGACCCGCGAGACAUCGUGCUGCUCGUGAUCGACGAGGCGCAUAAGGGCACCGGCGACUACGCGUACGCGCAGGUCGUCCGGUAUCUGAUGGCGAAGAACCCGCACUUUCGGGUGCUCGCGCUGACAGCAACACCCGGAGGCAAGCCCGAGGCUGUGCAGAUGAUAGUUGACUCGCUACACAUCAGUCACGUCGAGAUCCGUGACGAGCAGAGCCUCGACCUUGCGCCGUACCUGCACAAGAAGCACAUCCGGCAGCACGUCAUACAUAUGACAGACGACGUCGCGAAGAUUAGAGACAUGCUGGGUGAAGUUAUGGAGCCUAUGAUCACGAAGCUCUCGAAACAGAAGAUACUGUAUCACAGCCCAACGCCUGUCUGCUUGCAUCCCUACAGCUGCACCAAGGCCAUGAGCGCGCUGCAUGCACGGCGCGACCGCGCACGAUGGGCAUUCGGAAUGCUCACGAAGCUCGGUGCCCUCGCACGUAUCAUGGGUUACCUUAUCGAAGGCAGCCUCGAACAGUGCUACGACGCCCUGAAGGAGCUCUGCUCCGGUGUCAACGAGACGACGGGCAAGCAGACCGCGACGAAGGCGAAGGCGGACCGCUUCGGCAAGGACGAGAAGCUGCAGCAGAUCGUCGCCGAGCUCGAGCGGAUGCACGCGCGCCCGGGCGGGUUCGGCGCGCACCCGAAGAUGGAGAAGCUCAAGACGCUGCUCGUCGAGCACUUUGCGCAGAAGGGCUUCGAGGCCGAGGGGCACGGCGCCGGCGACGGCGAGCUCAACAGCGACUCGCGCGUCAUGGUGUUCACGUCCUUCCGGCAGAGCGUGGAGCUCAUCACGGACGCACUGAACAAGGACCGGCCGCUCAUACGUGCGGUGCCGUUCAUCGGGCAGGGCGUCGACAAGCAUGGGAAGAAGGGCUACGGGCAGAAGGAGCAGCUGGAGAUUAUCAAGCGCUUUAAGGCGGGCGAGUUCAACGUCCUUGUCUCAACGUCGAUCGGUGAGGAGGGUCUCGAUAUCGGCGAGAUCGACAUGAUUGCGUGCUACGACGCGCAGAAGACACCUAUCCGCAUGCUGCAACGCAUCGGCCGUACUGGUCGUAAACGCGACGGAUACGUGCAUGUUCUGCUGAGCGAGGAACGCGAAGAGCGCAACUGGGAAAAGGCUGAUGACAACUACAAGGACGUACAGCGGUUCAUCCUGCGCGCCGAAGCCCUGGAGUUGUACGAAGACGUCGAACGGCUCAUCCCCGAGCACAUCAAGCCUGAGUGCAUCGAGAUGGUCAUGGACAUUGAGGAGUACGUGCGCGAGGACCCCGAGAAGCGCAAGCUAGAAUCUCUGCCCAAGGCCAAGAAGCGUGCGAGGAACGACGACGCGAUGCGCAAUGUGCCGGAAGGCGCCGCGACGGGGUUCGUCAGCGUCAGGGAUCUUCUGCAGAAGGGCAAGAAGAGGAAGAAGCCAAUCGAGCCCAUCGAUCUCGACCGUGCCGAUGAAAGCGACGAUGUGGACCGGGAGAUCGAGGCGGGCAUUUUCGGGCCGCGGCGCACGGUUUCGACUCCUGUGGAGAAAUCGAAAGCGAAGCGCGUGAAGCGAUCUGCAACGAUCGCUGCUGCUGACGCGACCGGAGCGGGAAAGAAGAGAAGCAAAGCAAAGAAGACAAAAGAUGAAUUGGCAAGUCUGGAAGAGCUCACGGCCAGCCAGAUCGAGCGGCUCGGUGAAGACGAUUCAGAAGAUGAGGCGAUCGCGCAAGGGCUUAGCGUGGCGAAGUCGUCUGCUUCCUCCAAAGCGAGCAACAAAGCUAAGACUAGCGCCACUGUCAAAGCGUCCGGUAAAAAGCGCAAGAGACCACCAUCACCGCCGCCACGCCCUGGAACACCAACGCCCUCUUCAAAGAAAGGUGGCAGCUCUCGCUCGGCGCUGAUCCCUGAGCCAAUGACUCCGCCAGAUUGGUCGUCGUCACCAGCACGCCCGCUCGCAGAACUCGACAUCGUCGAGUUGACUUCCCCCGGAAUGUCUCCCAUCGACCGCACGCCGUCGCCCGAGUUUGAGUCACCUCGGUGGUCCUCGCCGGACGUCUCCAUCUCGUCUGCCCGCAAGUCGUCUGUGCCCAAGGGGAAGUCGCGGUCGCCUAUCAGCUCGCCCGCGCCCAUUCCGGACUGCUCAGCCUCGGUGUCGUCUCGUAGUAUCACUGCCGAGGUAGGUGGCUUGGAUGAAUUGGACAGUAUGGACAGAGCGGGCGAAGCAGGCGCAGAUACGAGUAUGGCGUGGCUGCUCGAGGACGACAGCGAGCCGGAUAUCGAAGUUAUUGGGUCUUCGCCGGCCUCUGACCGUGUCUCAAGAGACCCACCGCGGGUUGCUCUUGACGACAGCUCGGACGUUGAGGUCCUCCCGAUGUCACCUAAACCAGCAAAAUGGAAGUCUCCACCUAUGCAGCGAGACCCAUCCAUAGAGAAGUUCACGGGGGUCGAUGACAAUGAGCCAGCGUCGAAUGCCAAGAUCUCACGUGCGAAAUCAUCUGCUAAGUUCAGGCGAGUAGGUGCAGCCUCGAGUGCCGGAAUGAAGAUGCCACCUCCAGCUCUGCCCGCCCGCUUCACGCUAUCCUCGUCGCCGCCUCCAGAUUCAGCGCUCGACAUUGAAGCCGACGUGGAUUAUCAGCAACAUCCGUCUUCCGAUGGUCCUCCAAUUGCAACCUUCGCCGUCCGCGGCCCUGCACGGACGAAGAAACUGAUGCAAGUCAACUCUUCGCCGCUCAGGACGCCCUCGGACGCACCAAGACGCCUUCGACGCGGUCCGCCACCUCCACCGCGUGCGCGGUCGCCAGCCGAGGACUCCGCCUGCGCCUCGCAGCCGCCCUCGGACACACACGAGCCUGCACGCCCUCCAAAGCACAAGAAGCGCAAGUUUGCCGACGCGCGUGCGCUGGCGCGGGCGAACCCGUGGCUGGACAUCGAGGCGGCGCACUCGGGGAGCGAGGCCGAGGACGGCGCGCUGGAGGACGCGGACGCGUACAGCGACGUCGCAAGCAGCGAUGCCGGCUUCGCAGGCGACUUUUCCGCGACCCAGGCGCCCGCGGGGUAUGACCAGGCGGCGGUCUACCGCCGGAGCCUGCUGACGCAGGCCAUGCCCACCGCGAGCGUGCCCGUGUUCGCCCGUGGGCCUACCCGGAGGGACGUGUUCCGUGCGGGGGCUGCACGAAGCGGUGUGGGAAGGCGUGGGCUGCCCUCGAGUAGCCCGCCGAGGGAGCUGAAUAGCGAGGAUGAGUACGAGCUGGGGACGUUUGUUGUGGACGAUGACGAGGAGAUUUCGUAUGCGCGGGGGUCGCCGAUCCUUAGUCAAUGACUUGUAGCUCGUUCAUGUCGUAGCAUUGAUUCCACAUACAGCAGUUGUCUGAGGUAUCCGGGCGACCUUAAUCUAACAAUCGAGAUCUACGUUACAGCCAAAGACUUUCACCGCUGGUAUAUCAGCUAUUGUUGACUAACGCAAAGCUUGUUUGGCGGUUCAAUACACACGAGCUGGAAGAGAUGUGCGCUACAGCAAGGAUAAUCCGCGUGCACGAUAACUUCUCUGCAAACUUCCUACGAGACAAGAUCCACUAGAAGUCAGAACAGCAUAAUAACACAAAAACAUGACAGCAACGCAGAGGACAUCAUGAAGAUACAGAAAACAUGAAGAUGAUGUGGAGAAUGUGCGACGAAAGGAUGAACAAUGGGAGCCGGCAUUGUCCAUGUGGAAGAUGACGUAACGGGUCCAGCUCUGGACGAGGUCUUUCACCGACCGAUGCAAUUACACCGCAGAAGAGAUCUAACGCA